CGCCCGCUCACAAUCCACCUUACACCUCUCUCAACCCUCUCUCCGAAAACAAAACCGACACCCCCCGCCCCAAAGCAACCAUGGUCUUCGGAUUCGGAAAGGACUCGGACUCUGAGGAGGAGAAGAAGAAGAAGCAACAAGAGGAGGAGGAGGCCAAGAAGAAGGCCGGACGCCGCCGCCGCCCUGGCAAGAAGGACAGCGACCCUGACACCGAUGAGGAGGACGAAGGUAAGCCUGGCCGCCCGCACGGCCGCCCCGGCCGCAAGAAGGACGACGAGGAAGAGGAAGAGGAGGGCAGGCCUGGCCGCCCGCACGGCCGCCCCGGCCGCAAGAAGAACGACGAGGAGGAGGAAGAGGAGGGCAGGCCUGGCCGCCCGCACGGCCGCCCCGGCGGCAAGAAGGACGACGAGGAAGAGGAAGAGGAAGGCAAGCCUGGCCGCCCGCACGGCCGCCCCGGCCGCAAGGACGACGAGGAGGAGCACGAGGCUCCCGGCCACGGCAGGCCCCAUGGCCGCCCUGGCCGCAAAAACGACGAGGAGGAGGAAGGGAAGCCUGGCCGCCCGCACGGCCGCCCCGGCCGCAAGGACGACGAAGCGGAGCACGAGGCUCCAGGCCACGGCAGGCCCCAGCACGGCCGGCCCCAGCACGGCCGCAAGGAUGAGGAAGACGAACACGAGGCUCCCGGUCACGGCAGGCCCCAGCACGGCAAGCACGGGGCUGGCGCUGCCGCCGGUGCUGGCGCAGCGGGAGCGGCUGCAGCCGGAGCGGCGGCGGCGGCGGGCCACGGGCAGCACAACCAGCAGCAGCAGCAGCAGCAGCAACAGCUACAGCAGCAGCAACAGCAACAGCACCAGGAACAGCACCAGCAACAGCAGCAGCACGCCCCCAGCCACACCACCCCCAUGGAGGUCGACCACAACAGUGAGAACGCCCACGCCGCGGGCGGCCACGGUGGACAAGGCCACGGUGGACAGGGCCACCCGCAGGUGGACCAGAACUCCGAGCAGGCCAAGAUCGAGGAACAGAGGAGGAAGGACGAGGCGGAGCGCAUCAGACUCCAGAAGAUCGCAGACAACCAGCCGCAGCAGCCCCAGCAGCCCCAGCAGCCCCAGCAGCCGCAGCAGCCGCACCACAGCAGCGGCCACAGCAGCGGCUCUGGCGGCACUGUGACGGUCAAGGAGGGAGAGUCCAUCCAGGCUGCCCUCGACGCUGCCUCCCCUGGCACCACGAUCCUGAUCGAGGCUGGCACCUACCACGAGGCCCUGAAGUCCCGGGUGGACGGCACGAAGGAACAGCCCAUCACUCUGCAGGGUCCCAGCAGCGGCCCCACCGCCAUCAUCAAGGGCUCGGACAAGUCGGGCACCUGCGUCGAGAUCAACCACGACUACUAUGUCCUCAACGACUUCACGAUCGACGGACUGAUCAAGGAGGACUGCAACAAAGACAAUGUGAGGGAGUGCUUCCGUGCCAAGUGCCUCGCCGUCAGAGGCAACCGCCAGCCUCGUGACCACACCAACGAGAAGGGCGUCGCGUACAAGUCCGCGGUCGACGGCGUUGUCAUCAAGAACAUGAAGAUCUACAACUGCGGCGGCGAGGGCAUCCGCAUCCGGUACUUCGUCACCAACUGCGUUCUGUUCCACAACCGCAUUACCUCCACCGGCUGCUACGACUUCAAGUUCGACGGGGGUGAACACGGCGUCAAGAACGGAGAGGGCAUCUACGUCGGCACUUCGAGCAAGCAGUGGAACAAGAACGUGACUGACGAGCCAGACGUGUGCCGCUGGACCCGCAUCUAUGAGAACUACAUCGACACACACGGUAACGAGUGCGUGGACGUGAAAGAGGGCGCGGUGGACACCGUCAUCGAGACCAACUACUGCACCGGGCAGCUGGACGAGGACUCUGCCGGCAUCGACUCGCGCGCCAGCUCCACGACCAUCCGCUACAACAAGGUGGUGGGCUGCAAGGGCGCCGGUGUGCGCCUCGGCGGGCACAAGGUCGGCCGCGAGCAGUACGGCAUCAACUGCAAGGUGUACUGCAAUAUCCUCGAGAACAACGAGUACGCCGGGGUGAAGGUCAUGACCGAGCCCAACGAGAUUUGCCAAAACACCAUCAGCGGCAGCGACAAGGCCUUCCGCGGAGAUGCCGCCAAGAGCUUCGAGGAGGGCAGCGAGUGCCCCUUCGACGUGAAGCCCCCCCAGCAGGACAUCGAGACCACCCGGUGGUUCCAGAACUGCAAGCCCUAACUACCGCCGCCGUGGGGCGAAGCGAAGACGAUGAGCGAAAGAGGGAGGCCUGCCCAUCCGGUGGGGGGGGGUUGUCUGUCGAGUUCGGUCGACGGAAAGGGAAUGAUGUGAUCGGCUGUUUUUAUGGUUGAUCUUCUCGUUUUUUGGAGACUUCAAACCUUUCGCAGGUGAUAUGGCCUCGCUUGAUAAAUGCAAAGCUGUCCGUCCGCGUCCGCAUGGGCGGAGAGUGUGACCUGACUAACGACGACGUGUUUUCCUGUUUUGUCGUUCCCGACGUGGUCAGAGAACGACAAGGGAGCGUAAGGUUGAGCUUGUAGAGGAGAUACGGCUGCCUUAUGCAUGUGUUGCGUGUGUUCACUCUCGCGCACGCGAACCGCCGUUUGAUCCAAGACUCGCAAUUCAUGGUUAGUUGCAUGUAUGCGUGCCACUCCCGUCGGUCUGCAGAUUUUAGAUUUGAUCCUCGACACGAUGUGUUGUUUGGUUUGCAUUUUCUGUGACAGCGGGAAUGGUUUUUCGUGUUGUCCCCUUUUGUUUUUCUUGGUAUCGAUGUGUGCCGCGCUGACACCCCGGCGCGCGCAUGUUUUUUGUCCAGUUUUGUCCGCUAGACGACUUAGCGUGUCAUAAAAAUAAAACGCUCAUCUCGGACGUCGAAUGAAGUGUCUUGCUGGUCCUCGUCAGUGCCACUUAAGUUUGGCUAUGGGGGGUUCAAUCAAGCAGCAUGGGAUUGUUUUUUUCUCUUGGCCAGCCCAUGUUUCUUCAUGGGCCUAAAGCUUCCUCUUGUGACCGUUUCAGGAGGUUGUAAUCAGCAAGAGAUGGGGGGGCGGGGACUCGGUGGAUGUGGCGGAGAGGUAAUGGUCUAUACGGUUGGCAACGUUUUGUUUUUUCUGCCGCCGGCGGCGGCUGCCCGAGCGAACGUUUGGAACCGACUGGGUUAGAAGUUUUCUUGCCCGUUUUAUGUGUCCGUUUUGCGUUCAUGUUCCUUGGAUUUUUGGACUUAAGAUCCCCCCGCGUAGUAGAACGUCAAACGUGGGGACGGGAGGAGGUACGUUUUUUGCGAUAGAUGAUGGUACAGCUCACUGAGGAGAAUUGUUUUCAACAAAAAAAGUUGUAUACAUCAUGAUGCCAACUCUUGUCGAGUUAUCUCGUUCGUUCAGUUGAACAGGAGGCACGCACAAGCUCCGUCUUGUCCGCGUGACCGUAUUUUGGUGUGGGGACCAAUGCAUUGCCGCAUGCCGCCCAAAAUGGGACUUGACCUUGCUUCAAGGGAGUUCAGUAAAUAGCACCAAUUGUGAAUGUCGCCCGAUGGUGAAAAUGAUUUCAUUCAAUUGGUGGAUCGAUCGGUUCGAGCUCCACCAAUUCCCUUCUUUCGGGUCGGAAGUACCGGCCCAAGUCGUUCAUUUUCGUAAAUGCCAUUUCUUCAUACUUGGACUGUCUUCAUAUGUCUUCAUACAUACUUGGACUGUCGCAUCCUCCCGAUUCUCCUACAAUAUUCAGACUACAGUACAACAAUUUCGUAUUCUCGUUUUUCUGUCGAUCUGUCUGAGGACAAUCCACAUCGUCAAGCCCUCAAUCAAGAGAGGGUGGAGAGUACCAUCAAACCCGUACAUAAGCGGAGAGCAUACGGUUGUCCGCGACGUGUGGAAGUAGUACAACAGUACAGCACUCAUUGUGAACAACAGCAGCAGCAAGGGCGGGGGUUGGGCGGCACUCUGCCCCCUGCAUAAAAAUUGUACAUCCUUCUGUUGGUUCAGCUUGGUAGGGCGGUGGGAGCACCGCAGAUUGCUGAUUUCAUCAUGGGGGUAUGACACC
Messenger RNA from Ectocarpus sp. CCAP 1310/34, 4055 nucleotides. Lineage: Eukaryota; Phaeophyceae; Ectocarpales; Ectocarpaceae. The record is from the annotation of a GenBank genome assembly.